CAUGUGGAUCAGAGGAUUCUUUCAUUUUGUUCCUCCCACUCUAGUUUCUUUUUUUCUCGCUAAAACCAUCAUCAACAAACCAGUGACAACAAAAAGAAAAUGGUUGGAGAUUGAACAAGGAAAAAAGAAAAAGAAAAAAAGGAAGCAUUUAAGAUAGGAGAAUAAUGCAAAUGGCAAUUUUGUUAAGAGGAGGAACACUUGGUGAUUCUAGCUUUCGUUUGUGGUCAUUAACUACUUCACCUUCUUCUUCUUCUUUGCAUGCUUCUAAGAAUUCCAUACCCUCUUCAUCAUCAUCACCAAUUCCACCUUUGAUUGUAAGCAAACUAAAAUCAGCUAACAGAAAAAACAAGAUCACAUGUUGUUCUGCUGUUCAAGAAUCAUCUACUACUACAGCAGCUACUUCUGAAACAAAGGAGUCCGAAACAAAAGAGGUAAAGGCGGCAGCGACAAAGGCCGAACCGGCGAAGAAGCCUCCAGCUAAAGCACCGGCCAAGCCACUACCUCAGAUGAUGGAGGAGGAUGUGAUCCCUUCACUUAAAGAAAUACUUGAAGCUCAAGAAGAUCUUUCUGAGAUUGAGUUGGUCUUUAAGGACAAUAAGUUGGAAGGUUCAUUCUUGAAAAAGGGAAAUCCAUAUUCAUUUUGGGCCUUCUUUCCUACAGGCAUAACUGGUCCAAAGGGGUUUUCAUUGUCAUCAUAUAACUCAGGACCAAGCACCGUUGAGCCAUUUCUUGUUGAUGAAAAGAAAGUUACUGCAAAACUCAUAAUCUUCUGGGUUGAGAAACGUUUGGCAGCACAGGGUAUCAUUCCUGUAUGGAAAGAAUGAUUAAUAUCUUCAAAAUAGUGAAAAUUUUUCAUUUUUAUUUUGGUUACAAAGUGAUGUAACAGACAAUUUAACAUUCUAUUGUCCCUUGGGCCUUGGCUUAAUUAAAAACUAUAUUGUAUA
This is a messenger RNA of Arachis stenosperma, 944 nucleotides long. RefSeq lists its product as uncharacterized. The record is from RefSeq and is a predicted model, not a curated record. The transcript is spliced from 5 exons. Bases 165 to 824 code for a protein of 219 amino acids. Lineage: Eukaryota; Viridiplantae; Streptophyta; Magnoliopsida; Fabales; Fabaceae.